UAAUAAUUCGCGAUUAUUAAAAUCUCUUUCGAAAGAUUAUGAAUUUAAAUCAUAAAUCUGUAUCCCUUAACCCCAUAAAAUGAUAUUCUCACUCUGAACUAGAAUUAUUAUUCACGCGUACUCAAGAGUUCACUAGAUCCCGUCCCGCAGGAUGGGAAGAGACAGUAAUGGAGACGGCGGCCUUUCAUCCAGCCGCUUAACAUUGACGCGAUAAGCGACAGGCCAGAUUAUACGUGCGUACGGUGGCACGCACGCUAAUGCGGCCAUAAAGAUGUCGACGCAACAACAAUGGCGAGGCGGUGAUACAUUUUUACAACGUGAGCCUCGGACCGAAUUUACACCUUAAGCGACGGCGACUUGCGAGUCGGUUCUUGCGCGGAAACUCGUGAAAUUGUCAAGAGGCGACGACAGGAGUCUUUCAAGUAGCUGCGAGUCAUGAGAGGCGCAGAUAAGAGAGCACAGAUUAAGGCAUCUCCAGAACUCUUUUCAAGUACUUACAUAUGACGACUAUAUUUACCAGCUCGUUUUUCUUAUUGGCCGUUCGAUCAGUUAUCAGGACUCAAUGAGUUGUUUUAAGCAACAGUUUUAAGCGUCGAAGCAGGUCGCGAAGAAUCUUUAUAUCUUUUUCAUCCCUUUUUAUUUCGCUAUUGGAAUUUUUUUCGAUUUAGAACGAGAGUGGCUGAAAUAGUUAAUUCUGAGACACCAAAACUCACACUACGAGCGCUGAUAAUGUCUUUGAUUCGAAAAUUUAUCGUUGAAAGAGCCUGUAUAACUAUUCACGGGCAGUUUUUAGUAUUUGCACGACUCUCCCUCAAGUACAGAGCCAUCAAAACGUUCAUAAAGCCGCGCUUCGUCCGCCCAAUAAACCCUCUCUGUUGUCGCGGAUGCUAUACGCUAAUUUCCAGAUAUAGGCCGAUAAUGGACUUAAUCGCGCGCCACGUUGCGUGUGUCGAAUUAAUUGCGUGUCGUCGCGAUGUAUCUCGUAUCGUGACUGUAUCCGAUUCGGAUUGCAAGCGUAAAUUCACGAGCUCGUGAGGGCGAUCGUGUGUCGAAUGACUUGCAAACGAAACGCUAUCUCGUCAUUGACAAUUUCAUUCUGUGCACACACGUGCUUAAUAUCAUAUUUUACACAGAUUGUGAUUUAAUAUUGCAUAAAUUGUAUAGAUAUACGCGAUAAUUAGUUAGACGUAUUUAAGAAAUAAAAUUAUUUGUCGCAAACAAAGGAACAUUGUCUGUACAAAGAAAACAGGAUCAACACUAAUGAUUUUUAGGCAAUCUUUCUACAAUGAUUUUUCUGCAACAAUGAUCUUUCUACAAUAGAUCUAGUGAUCGUUAGACGCACUUUGAAGUAUGUGUGCGCAUCGGAGCAUCUUUUCGUCAUGAAACCAAUCCUGGCCAUGUCAUUUGAUGUCCUGUCACGAUUUCAUUGUGCAAUGAUUUGCGCGCCCGCGUGUCCGCGUAUGGCAAAUUAAGGGGGGAAAGGGGCCGUAGGUUUCACAUAAAAUAACAUUACAACGCACAUACGAGUAAAUUAGUCGGUUAAUCAAACCAUUUAAUCAGUGGCAUGAUCGCGACCACAUCUGGCCAAGCUGUUCACGCCAAUUAUCUUUCGUUCUCCCCCGUCUCCUCCUAUCUUCUUCCCCCACUACCAUCGCCUUAUGCGCGCACAAUCACGUGUAUGUACAUACUGAUGUAACUAGAGAGGGUGAGGGAAGCAAAGAAAAAAAGAUGAAGAGCAAAGAUCCAAAAUUAAGCGUCUGAUUUAGUCAUCAGCAACUUCAAUCGGCCGUUCUGAGCGUGGUGCAUUGUUUCGAGACAAAAAUCGUUAGUACCAAGCUUUGCAAAUUACUUUGUGGCACAUUCGUACCGCAUCUUUUCCACGCAUUACACAAAUCUUGUUUUGAGUUGCAUUCUUGCCUUUUGUAAAAUGCAAAUGAGAUGUUAAAAAUGCAUUAUCAUUCUUCUUUUGAAGGGAUGAUGCUAAAUACAUGCUAAAACACAAACCUAUCUUUAGAAAUUGUUUAAAAAUGGGUCAUUAUUAUCUGCAGUUCAUUUGUCAAAUUCUUUCUCUCUCUCUUAAAGCCAUCGUUAAUAAUAAAAUUAGGCACAUCUAUUUCCUUUCAGAGUUCUUGCCAAAAAUCGCCAAUACGAAACUAUGCAAAUUACUUUUGCACAUUCAUUUGUAAUUCAUUGACAUUCAUUAAUCAUGUCAAGAAUUUUCACGAUACAUCAUAAAUCUUUUCUGUUUCUGAGUUUUUUUUAGUUUCAUUCUUUUUAGAAUAAAAAUAAAAUGAACUUUUCGUUUCAUUUUUUCUUUUUUCUACUUUUUCAAUCCAAUUUCUAUUAUCACUUUUUUGUUAUAGUUGUGAUUCAUUUACAGUUCUUUAUAAAUAUGGGUUUAAAAGAGAUUUUACACUUUGCAAGAAAUAAAUAGUGCAAUUUUAAGGUGGCAACAAAUUCAAUUAAAAUGUGGUCACGUCGUAAUGAAAAAUAAAGUUAGUUUAUUGAUGAAUUUAAUAUCUUUUCUUUUCCCGAUUAUAUUUAAAGCUUUGUGAGAACAUGUAUAGAUAUUAAUUGAAUCUAAUAUACAUUUAUGAUGUAUAUUGUUGGGGUCUUUAGUACUUCUAAUGAAGCUCCGCCUCCAUCGAGCAAAACGCAAUGAUUUGGACUUGGAGGUAGUAUUCCUACACAAGGAGGGACAAACCACUGCGAAUGCGCAGUGGUGGUACAAUUCUCAGUAGCGUACAUAUUUCACUGAAAUGAGGGAUAACGAUGAUUCUGUCACAAUAGAAAUAAAAAAUUUUGCAAGUGGUAUCAUGAUGAUUCUACUAAUUAAAUAAAACAAUUUUCAAAUGGUUAUAAUAAAACUUAAAAAUUUUUUACAUUUACAACUAACUUAUGAUGAAUACGUAACAGUAUUUAGUGUAGCAGUAAGAGAAAAUAAAUAUUAAUAUUUACAAUCCUCUUUCUGCAAUUUUUAAGAAUUUAUUUGAAGAUUUCAAGAAGCUUCUAGCUUAGAAAAAUGAUUGUCAUCAUCACACACCAUCUUCUAUUUUAUAUAUUAAAAAAUUUACAUUCAUGUCAAGCAAAAUUAAUUUUUAUUAUUAUGUAUACAAGAUUUACAAGUCUAAUAUAGCACUUAAUAUGUUGUAUAUCAUGGCAAUAUAAAUAUACAAAAAAGAAGAAAUAUAAACAUUUAUAUGAGCCAAGAGCCCAAGAAGUACCUUUGUAUCUAAGCACGAUUCUGUUAAGGUAGUCACGUGGAUCGUUAGGAGUAGGAGAUAGUGGGGAUAGGUGCAGGGUAGUGGGAAAAAUCUCCGUUUGGGAUCACUGCGCUGGAUGCUGCUAGAUACGUGUUGACCGUACAAUGUUAUAAGUCACAGUCGUGUUCGGUCCGUUCGAAUCGAGUUUGACGCAAUCGUGUUUAUAGGACCGCACUUGGAGUAACAUCAAGCAAGCAUCAGUGUGCAAUAAUAUAUUGAAAAAAAGUUAGUGAUGUAAUAGUGCAAUAGCAUAAGAACAAGUGAUAUUUUCAAGAAAAGAAAUUGGAGUACGCAUUUUGUAUUCCAUCUUUUGAUGUUUACGAUUUAUUGAAUGUUGUAACGAAUAGUGUACAAAUUAAGCCAAAGAAUGUACUGCAUAUUUUGUGAGACGCCGAGGAUUGAAGUGAUUCAAAUUCACAGCUGAAAUGUAUGGUUUUAUGGCCAAAUUACAAAUCAGGACGUGACGUUAACGACGGAUUUAAUUCACGUGCACAUGUAAUUCGAAAUCGCACAUGGAAUUCAAUAAUGUCAACAUAAUAUCAAUUUGAUCGAUCAAUAGAUCAAUAAUGUAUAGUAUAUACAAUAAUGUGUCAGUUUUACUGUGAAGUGAAAAUAUAUAAAUUGCGAAUAUGUUACGAAAAUGUUGAUAGUAUACGCAUUUUAUCUUUUUAUUAAAGUAUGUAUUCAACAAAUUAUGGAAGGUAUGCGGACUCUCUUAUAUUUGCACGUGUGUAUAUAUAUAUUUUUACACAAUAUAUGGACAUUAACUUAAAUAUAAGAGGUCACUACAAAAAUUCAUUCUUUAACUUAUACCUGACACACAUUAUUAAUAACAUAUACAUAUAAUAGACUGAAACUUCUGUAAUAACAUGAAACAGCAAACAAAAGAGAUAAAUCGUAAAUAAUCAUAUUUAAAUCAAUAUGAAGGGGAGAUUACCGUACGUAAAUAUUAUUAUCUCCAAUUCCUUACUCUGUUUAUAAUUUUCUCUUUUGCUUCAUUGCUCACUAAAAGGGAAAAGUAUGAUCUAACCGUGCAUCGAAAGUAUUAAUUUAUUAAAUUUUCAAAAUAACUAUUUUAUUCGAAACAUUUUCUGAUUCUAAUAAUAAAACGAUGUUGAAUAUCUCGCAGCACUUAUCUAGUUAUUGAUGCGCAAGUGUCGUGAAUUCUUUGUUUCAUGUUUUCUUUCAUAGUGGCUGACAACAAUUUUACUUUUUCUUCUAACUAUCCCCAUGAAAAAUAGUUUAAAGAGAUUCGAGAAAGAUGAGAGAUCAAGAAUGAACAACAGCAAAAAUGUCUGUUAUGUAAUCUUCAUUUUGGACAUUUUUCAUUUUUCUUCUCUUUUUACGUUCUAUUUCAGUAUAUUCACAAAGAUGAUUUUCUAAAUGAAAGAAUGUCAUAUACGAUUUUUUCGCACUAUAUCAUUCAUAUUAACUAAAUUUUACAAAAAACGUAGACAGUAAAGAAUUUGCAAUAAUGAUGUUUACGUAUGGUACUUUUUCUUUACAUCAACUUAAAUACGAUUAUCAGGUUAACACCUGUUCUCCGUGAACUGUGCGUAAUUAACAAUACAACAAAGGCCUCACAUUUCUGGAAACUAAUAAUGGUUAUACUUCGCUAAUUAUGUAAUUAACAAAAACAGUUCCAUAUAAGAGUGACUUGAGUGACUUUUUUUCCGUAAAGUUCGAAAAUGGAAAUUUUUGAGGGCUUUCCAUAAGAAAUUUUGAGAGUGCUACAGUAUUUUGAAAUAGAACCAAUUGAUGUAUGGGUUUUAUGCUGUUGGACAGUAAACAUAUUUAUGUUGCCGGCAUUAGUUCCGGGAUCAAAGCGAAUGACGUGCAUUUUUUUGAAAAGUUUUCGACUCGUGCAGUGCACAGCGGUAAAUGUAUUGUAAUGAGAUAAAUCUUUUCUUGUGGAUCAGCAUAAAUAUCACAUGUCACAUUCGCGCAGAUUUGUUUACCAUCAUCCUCAGAUAGUUUCCAUUUUUAUUUCCAUUUCUUACAAGAAUAGAACAGGGUGCACUGCACCACCUGUCCGGCAGAAUUUUAUCAGACUUGACGGCUACUAUUAAAUAACUUUACAGCAUAAUAAUUAGGGAUUAGCGGACAUAUAUUCUCAAAAUACUUCUCCUAAUAUAAAUUUCCUGAGCAAUUUCUGAACAUUUUCCGGUGUUAUUCUGAUUCACCCUGUAUUUGAUUUGUUUUUUCCAGAUGACCAUGCAGGCGACUUAUCAGAAUCCCUUUGAGAAUCCGCAAAGGGAUGACAGUCACGAAGAAGACGCAAUAGUCGUCGAUCUGCCCCAAUAUCAACUGAGUACGCCUAGCCCGCCCAGUCCAAAAAGUGUGAACACACGAAGAACACCGGAACGCAUAAACGAUAACGAGACGUUAACACCACAUCAAAAUCAUCAACAGCAACAGCAGCAGCAACAGUCACCAAUUCCACCGAUAGAUCCUAACGUUAGGAGAUACAGAACUGCUUUUACAAGGGAACAAUUAGCUCGCUUAGAAAGAGAAUUCGUCAAAGAAAAUUACGUUAGUCGGCCAAGGAGAUGCGAGCUUGCUACGCUGCUUAAUCUGCCUGAAUCUACAAUAAAAGUAUGGUUCCAAAACCGACGAAUGAAGGACAAGAGACAGAGAAUGGCCAUGGCGUGGCCAUAUGCGUUAGCGUACGGGGACCCAACGGUAGCGGCGACACUUUUUGCGGCAGCUUCGGCGUUACCGCACGCAUCUUAUUCCGGGCCGAAUCUACCGGCCACGGCCCAUCUUUCACCCUCGGCGACGCCGUACCCGACGGCGGCCGCGGCCGCCGCGUAUUACUCGCGGUACGUGCCGUAUCAGUCCAUGUCACCGGCCGCUGUCACGUUGCACAGGCCGCAUCCGCGUGCUGUACCUUAUCCCGCACUGCCACCGCAUUUGUUGCAAUCUCAACCGUCCUUGGCACCGUUGCACUUCAGCCUGGGCGUGCCAAAUAUCAACAGUCCCGCCUAUCCCCCCGUCAGUCACCCUCCGGCCAGUAGCGUGCCAUAUCGGCCCACGUUGCUGCCGCCGCAGUUCAGCCCAGACAAUUCAGCCAACUCGGAUGGAUCGAGCGAUAAUGAGUACGUCGGAGGCGGCCAACAAGUUUCGCAAUCGCAAGUAAUGCAUCGCGUUCCGCAUCAAAACUCGCAUCGCAUCAGCGUGCCGACACCCGGCACGACGCCACAACCCGUCAACAGUGUUAUGCCCACUAUGCCGAUGUCGAUAUCGAACAUCCUGGAGAGUAAAGCUACGUAUGUACCAACAACCUCAACCUCGAUGAUCGCGCCGUCGAUAUCAACAAUGAAAAUUGAGCAGCCAAAGCUGUUUCAACCGUAUAAAAGCGACGUACCAGAACGGGCAUGUGCGAAAUAAACGUAAUACUAUUGACGAUGUCAAUCAUGAGGAUGCGCAAUGCGUUUAAGACACUUGGAUGUCCGUAAACGCGUCAAGGCGUGUCAACAGUAUGACAUACCGAGAAAAAAGUUUUUAGUGUUUUUUCUAUAAGAAAUUCUGAAAUUUCAUGUUGUUUUAAGUUUCAUUUUCUUGUUCUAAUAGGUUGACACUUAUUUAAUGUUCAUACCGUGGAUUCUAUUAAAUCUUCGAUUAUUUAUUUUAAUUCGUGAUUUCAUACUUGAUUUCACACGAACUUUAUGACUCUUUAUACAUCCAAUUUAUUUUCGAUUAGAUUUAACAUAUUGGGCAUUGGUUCUGCUGAAUUGAAAAGAUGAAUUAAAUUAAAUGUAGAUAUUAAUAUUUUAUGCUAAACAUUAAUUUUAAGAAACUACUUAUGGGGAUGACUUAAUACAUGUACAUAUAUGUAUGUAUAAUCAUGAAAAUAAGUAUAAAAGCUUUCAAUAAUUGAUACCUAGAACUUAAUAUGUGUAAUAUUUUAUGAAGAUGGAAAACUACUACAAAAUUGUGUACUACUAUAAAAUUGUGUGAGAUAUAUUAAAUUAGCUGCAUUAUUGCUCAAUGUUAUUUUAUUGAAUAUAGGUAAAUGUACAAAAACGUUACACGUUUUGUAUCAGAAGUUAAUAUAUCUUAUAUUAAAUUUCUUCUAUUGUAAUAAUUUAUGAAAAAUGUAAAUAUAUUUUUUUUUAUAACAUAAAAAAUCUCUGUUUGUACCUUAAAAAGAUAUAUACAGGAUAUCCCAGACUUUGUGUUAAUCAUCUAUUGAUAACAAAUUCUUGAGAUUAUUUGGAAAACAAUUUAAUAAUAAACGUGUUGAAGUUAUAGUAGUUUAUAAAUGGAAAAAAUUUUAAAUCAAUUAGAGAUAUGCGCUGUACAUUGGAUUAUAUUCUAUAUUUUUCCAACUAUUAUUAUUACAUCGAGAAGAAAGUUCUUAGCACAAUACGUACGUGGAGUAUACAAUUAGUUUGAGUCUUCAUUCUUUUAUUUAAAUUUUAUAUAUUAAUAAUUUUGAAAAUGUAACGUGAUGUGUCAUUGAUAAUCGAUCAUAUUAUAUGAUGUAGAUGUAAUGAUUAUUGAAACCUCAUUCUUUUUUAUCUAAUUUAACUAUUUCAGUGUCACGAAUCUUUACAAUGACUGAAUUUGAGUGUUAAAUUGGAGCAGAAAAGAUCAUCUACUAACCAAAGAUCUGAAACUAUUGCAUGACGACAAAUCUAAUAGUAUUAUAAAAAUAAUAGUUUCUAUUAUAAAAAAAAACAAUUGGAUUUGUGGGAGGUUCUACCUCAGACUUAAAUUCUUCUAUCAUUAUUCUGGUUCUUGCAUACAUAUAUCAUAUUAAUUGAGGACAUUAAGAAAAAAGUACUAAUUAUUUUGUUAUCUCAAAGCUGCCACGCUUCUAUUAAGGUAUCCGUAGGCUAUUCAAUAAAUAGCAUAAAAUAGCAUAAAAUAAUCGAUAACGACAGAGAAUAUUUUGAUAAAUAAUAUUGUAACACAAUAAUGGAAAAUUAAGUAUGUAAGUUCGAUAAGGAAUGCUAAGAUCUUUCUCCCUUAAUACUUUAGAAACCUCUGGGAAAUUACUGAUAAUUACUGAUUUAUCCUGUAUAUAUACUUGUGUACAUGUUGUAUAUACGCGCAUGCAUGCCAUAUAUACGCGUCUCAUAUUAUACAUGUCGCACGUUCGCGCGCGCACACAUACACACACAGCAGAUGCGAUUUAUACUAUCUUGAUUAUAUAACGAAGCGUAUCGCCUGCGUUAUGUAAGGUUUACUGUAUAUAAUAUUUACGUAACUAUUAAUCCGUUUUCUAUAAAAGUGUGUAAUAAUUUGUAAAUUAUUAUGGCAUAAAAGACAUAGUCUUAACUCAGUGAUAAAUAUAUGUAAGCCGUAUAUGAGUGAUAAAACAAUGGAAAAAAGUAAGAUAUGUAUAUACAGAAUACAUAUAUUGUAAAAAAAGAUAUGUAUAUAAGCUAUGCCUGUAAAAUAUGCUAUAUAAUAUAUGUAUAAUAUAGUUACAUGCAUAAACAAAAUCAUUGUUUGUUAUUUUACCUAAUACUG
This is a messenger RNA of Ooceraea biroi (clonal raider ant), 8744 nucleotides long. It is a transcript of the gene eve, whose product is annotated as segmentation protein even-skipped. Gene Ontology annotation, cellular component: nucleus. The record is from RefSeq and is a predicted model, not a curated record. Gene Ontology annotation, molecular function: DNA-binding transcription factor activity, RNA polymerase II-specific; RNA polymerase II cis-regulatory region sequence-specific DNA binding. Lineage: Eukaryota; Metazoa; Arthropoda; Insecta; Hymenoptera; Formicidae. Gene Ontology annotation, biological process: regulation of transcription by RNA polymerase II.